This is a messenger RNA of Musa acuminata AAA Group (dessert banana), 1381 nucleotides long. Its product is annotated as transcription repressor OFP14-like. Bases 316 to 1188 code for a protein of 290 amino acids. The transcript has a single exon. NCBI's taxonomy places the organism in Eukaryota, Viridiplantae, Streptophyta, Magnoliopsida, Zingiberales, Musaceae. Gene Ontology annotation, biological process: negative regulation of DNA-templated transcription. The record is from RefSeq and is a predicted model, not a curated record.
UCUCCCGAAAGGUAAGAAGUGAAUGGUAGGCAGAGAAAGAGGAAUGUGAGAUUGAGUCAUAAAGUCACUUCAAACCUUCCCAUGGAUAUCUAACCCCCUCUCUUUCUCCUUACUAAAUGAAUCCAAUUGAUUCGUUCCUUUCAAACGGCUGGCAGAGCAGCAUUAAAGAUCGAACAAUAUCUUUUCUCCCUAAUGCGGUCUGAUCAUUCUGGAACUGCCGCAUCUCUCUACGUUUAUAUAAUAGCUAUCGACUGCUUUCCCCCUCUCUGUGUCUGUCCCCGUGAAAGAGAGGCGGAGAAGAGAGAGUGAGUGGGGAUGGGAAAGAAAGGCCUUCCCAAGUCUCUCCGAACGUAUCUCUCCAAACUCAAGAAGGUACCAGCUCAUCUGCACAUACCCAAUUCCCCACACCCUGCCACCGCCACCAGUUGGUUGUUGUCGGCGUGCAAGUAUCCCAAGACCCCUUCCUUCGCGGCCGAUCGAGACCACCCCGACGACGACGGCGGCCAUGGGCAUGAGCAUCGCCAUGACCACGGCCUCGACCUCGCCGCCACCCUCUCCGACGUCGACCGCUUCCUCCACGAGAACUUCAACUCCAUCUACCCGCGGGAGGACGACGGCGAGGAGUUCUCCUCCUCCGAGCCCCCAGCCAGGUACGACGAGGACCCGCCGCCCACCGCGUUCCGCUCGUCCGAGCCCUUCUUCGUUUCCUCCGGCACGUCCAACUCACUCCUCGACGAGGCCCGGGCGAGCGCCACCUCGUCCUCGUUCUCCUCGUCGCCAUCGGUGUCGUGCUCCUUCCAGGAGUCGUCCGACGCAGGGGCGGAGGUCCCGGGCGGCGGCGUGGCGGUGAUGACGUUCUCCAAGGACCCCUACGACGACUUCCGCCGGUCCAUGCAGGACAUGGUGGAGGCGCGGCACGUGGACCCUAACCAGCCUUUGGACUGGGACUUCAUGGAGGAGCUCCUCUUCUGCUACCUGGAUCUCAACGAUCAUAGCGUCCAUAAGUACAUCUUGAGGGCCUUCACCGAACUCACCGCCAGCUUCCGCCGCCGUGUUAUGGUCCGGAGGCGUAGAGCACCGUCGGGUGGCAACGUGACGAGUAGGAGGAUGAUGAUGAGCAGGAGACCAGCCGACGCGGCCGGAGACGGGUGUAUGGUGGUGCCGCGUCAUUUUCCGCCAACCGGCUGACAUGGACUGAAACUAAUCACACAGAGAGAGAGAGAGAGAGAGAGGAUUUCGGGAUUGUAGAUAGAAUAUAUUGUCUAAGAUUAUAUAUAUGUAUAUAUAUAUAUAUAUAUAUAUAUAUAUAUAUAAAAUUGAUGAACUCUUUUCCAUGCAUAUUUUAUGUUAAUUUAUUUUGACUAGUAAUUUUCUUUUAAUU